AUGCCGUCAACUUGGACAUCGCCACACGGACAUCGUGACUGGAUCCCCGGAACAGUCCACCUAGUCGACUUGGAUAGUACGGUUCACGCUCGACACGCUGGAGGCCAUAAUAAAGAUGUCUUUCUUGUACCGAAGCCGUCUGAUGAUCCGGACGACCCUCUCAAUUGGAGUCCGUCGAGGAAGAUGACAUUUCUCGUUUGUCUCUUCAUUCAAAACCCUCUGCUUUCUUCAGUGUCCCUGUUUUCGAAUACCUUCAAUGCUAUCCUCAAGAACACACAUGAUACCCGGAAGCUGAGAGACGAGAAUCACUUGCACAGAUAUAUACUUGCUGUCGGAAUCGCUUCUGCAGCUAUAUACUCGGUCCUUGUCCCCAUAUCGUCAGCCACCGACCUCACCGUUGAUGACCUCAACAGGGGGACGGGGUACAUGUUCCUGACUUUCGGCUGGGGCUGUCUGGUCUGGCAGCCCAUGGCCCAGAGGAUGGGGAAACGUCCAACCUACCUGCUCUCGCUGUUGGCAACCAUGGUCCGUCUGAGCGCCUCCCCCCCCCUCUCAUCUUCAAGACGCGUACCGUCAUCAACGGGCUGA
Molecule: messenger RNA, 588 nt
Organism: Geosmithia morbida
Lineage: Eukaryota; Fungi; Ascomycota; Sordariomycetes; Hypocreales; Bionectriaceae
Product: (MFS) transporter
Biological process (GO): transmembrane transport
Molecular function (GO): transmembrane transporter activity
Source: RefSeq, a predicted model, not a curated record